Molecule: messenger RNA, 699 nt
Organism: Cinclus cinclus
Lineage: Eukaryota; Metazoa; Chordata; Aves; Passeriformes; Cinclidae
Gene: SYPL1
Product: synaptophysin like 1
Exons: 5
Coding region: 1-699 (232 amino acids)
Cellular component (GO): synaptic vesicle membrane; synaptic vesicle
Source: RefSeq, a predicted model, not a curated record
AUGGUGGGCAGGAGGAUGGACUUCAGCAUGCUCUUGGAGCCUCUGGGCUUUGUUAAGGUCCUUGAGUGGGUUCUUGCCAUCUUUGCCUUUGCCACAUGUGGAGGCUUUCAUGGUGAAACUGCUCUUCUAGUUUCAUGCAAAGGUGUGGUAAACAAAACAAUUACAGCUGCUUUUGCUUUUCCAUUCAGGUUGAAUACUGUUGUAUUUAGUGCACCAGACCCAGAAGGCUGUGGUGGUACUUGGACAGAUGUCUACCUCAUGGGCAACUUCUCCUCUUCUGCACAGUUCUUUGUUACACUGGCAGCACUGGUGUUCCUCUACUGUAUUACUGCCCUUGUGGUAUAUAUUGGAUAUAACCAUGUGUAUUGGCAAAAUAACAAGUUUCCACUAACUGACCUGGCAAUCAGUGUCUUGACAGCCUUUCUGUGGCUGGUCAGUACUUUUGUUUGGGCAAAGGCACUUGCUGGCAUCAAGGUGUCCACAGGAGCCAGCAUUAUUCCAGGAAUUGAAUCUUGCAAAGCACCAGGAACAACUUGCAAUUUUCUUUCUGUGACCAGCAUGGGAGCUCUGAAUGUGUCUGUGGUGUUUGGCUUGCUUAAUAUGAUUUUAUGGGCAGGAAACACUUGGCUUUUGUACAAGGACACCAACUUGCACAGCCAAUGGAACAGAAUUUCUGAAAGUGCAACUGAAAGGGUAUAA